CUGCUGCAAUCAUGUGGAAAAGCAUAGGAUCAGUGGGACCAGCACUGGAGAAAGUGCUGCCAACACUGCUGUGUGUGAUGGAGGACUGGCCUGUGCACAGCGCAUCCACCUCCGAUGGGGAUGACACAGAUGUCUUUGCCCUGGCUGCAACUCUGGUGAUCUGGGUGAUUGUGUCUGAAUGCCACAAGGCCAUGAUCCCUUAUUCUGGGCGACUGUUUGUGGCUCUGCUCUUCCAUAUUGUCAUCACCACACAGCAGAUGCCACCAGAGGAAGCUGGGCACUUUUGGAAAGCAUGCGACUGUUUGUGGCUCUGCUCUUCCAUAUUGUCAUCACCACACAGCAGAUGCCACCAGAGGAAGCUGGGCACUUUUGGAAAGCAUGUCGGGAGGAACACCGCCUUCCCAGGAAGCCCAGCAGGUUUGCAGUGCAGGCCAUGAAGGCUCUGCUCUACCGCCUGCGGUGUGACAAGGAGGUGAUGGCUGUGGAGCGCAAGCGUGGCUGGGACACGCUGCUGCGUGCUCACACCCAGCACUAUGCCGUGGGUCUGCUGGCCAGGGAGAUGCGCCGUAUCUUUAUCCCCUUUUGUUCCCUCAUUGCAUUACAUCUACUGAAGGAGCUCCACAGGGCGGACCCAUACUGGGAUCUGCCCUUCCUGGCAUUCCUUGUGGAGGUCUUUGAGUGCUUGGACUUGUGUAAAUGUGGUGACAGCAUACUGGAGAUCAUGUCAAGGUGCCUGCAGAGCGAGUGCAGGGAGAGGCGUCGCCUGGCGCUCAGGGCCCUCAUGGUGCUCAGCAAGGAUCCCUUGAGGGCCAGAAGAAUGUGCAGUCUGUCUAAAAACCUUGUGGAGCUGCUGGGUGAUGCAGAUGGAUAUGUUGUCAGCAUGACCCUCUCUGUGCUCACAAAUAUACUUGAGAAUGACCACAUCCUGAUAUCCAGCACCACUGCCCCGCAGCUGGCUGAGGCACUCCUGCCACUCUUUGACUGUGACGACAUCCAUAUGCAGCUGCUCUCCCUAAACCUCUUCUUCAAGGUGAUGGACUUGGUAGUGAAGAAAGGAAAAAAGCCCCUGAAGAGAAUUGUGAAACAGAGCCUGCUGCCACUCUUCUUUCAUUGCCAUGAUGCGAACGAGCGUGUGGCAAAAGCCUCUCGUGAAUUGCUGCUUUGUGUGGUAAGGUUCCUGAGGAGAAGGAAGCUCAAGCAACUACUUAAGAGGGAGAAGAUGUUGAAGUUUGGCACCAGCCUGGGUCUGCCAGGGUAUCCAUGAGGGGACAGAAGGAAGUCCUCGAGGUCCUCAAUGAGGCCAUUCACACCCGGAAGAAAGGCUGUACAUCCCACUGUAGCAGGAAUAUUCAAGCACAGUUUACAAGUCGAGUUGAAGAAUUAAGUUCAUCUUCAGGAUCCAGUGAAUCAGUGUCCUAAGAAUAGCACCAGGAGAUGCUGAAGAGGACACCAUCUCCACUGCCACUGGAACCCCACGCACAGCUGAUAAUUGGUACAGCGGAGCCUGUGGGACACUGGUCUGGCUUCAGCCAACUCCCUGCCUGUAGAUAGCUCCCUCCCUCCAGCUUUCACACCGUGUCGACCCUCCCCGCUUUGGUCCAUUCCAGUUCAUCCCUUUGCUUCGCCUGCCAUUAAUAAACAGUUUGGCUUCUUCA
Messenger RNA from Passer domesticus (house sparrow), 1655 nucleotides. Its product is annotated as maestro heat-like repeat-containing protein family member 6. Gene Ontology annotation, cellular component: cytoplasm. NCBI's taxonomy places the organism in Eukaryota, Metazoa, Chordata, Aves, Passeriformes, Passeridae. The coding region runs from base 179 to 1264 and encodes 361 amino acids. The record is from RefSeq and is a predicted model, not a curated record. The transcript has 10 exons.